AUGACAAUCAACUACAAAGACUGUGACAUUCUGAGCGAAAAAUUAUGUGAAAAACACACAGAAGACUUCAAACUCAACUUCAUUACAAAUAGACUUAAUAAAACCUUAAAUCUGCUUGAUGUAUGUCACAGUCUUGAUAAAGUUAUUGAAGCAAUAGGAAAGAAAUUGAAAAAGGUGGACCUAUUUCCAAAUAUCCAACCUGGUACUCUAUUUAAUGUAAACUUAAGUAUGCCAAAGGACCCGACCUACAACGAAACUUUCAUAGAUACCUAUCACAAAGGAGAUGUAUUUUGGCAUUCUACUUUGGAGAAAUAUCCUACUGGUUUCGUCCAUUUUGACAGGGAUAAAAACACUUCUAAAAUGAUUUACUUGUGGAUCUCCAAAUAUGGUAUGGAGUCUUUCUUAGAAGGAUUUCAAAGACACGGAAUGCUUCACUAUAUGAUCACUGCGGAAAACUUACACGCCGGACACGGACUAAACACUACUUGCAAAACUGGAGUUUGUGUUGGAAGGUUAGUCCCGUCGCUAGCAAAGAAAUAUCCAGAUUCUUUCAUGGACCUAGACCUUUAUAGUCUGAAAACACCAAACAUAACAUUUGAAAAGGAUUUAGCCGUUUUGUCAGGAAAGAUAGUUAUGUUCGUUAAUAUCAGGGACCCCCGACCAGGGCUUGGAAAUUUCACUCAAAUUGCAAAAUUGGAUGUGAGUGUGACUUUACGAAUCCAAGUAUACAUCAUGAAUGAAACCAGAAUACGAGGAAAAGUUGUCGCUUUUGAUCCAUAUAUAGAGAAUAUUGACGUUGGUCCUGAAAUUACAGGCUUUGAUCAACAGACAAUAAACUUUAUCCUGCUAGGAGCAGUUGUGGUGACAGCGGAACCUAAACUAAAUGAAUUAGGGGAAAGAGGCUUUUGUAUACCAAUAAUUCAUGCAAAACUAAAGAAUACCACCAUUCAAUUGAUAGACCAUUACAGAACCAUGGGUCUUCUUAUGCUCAUACUGCUGGUCCUGUUUGUCAGGGAAUCCAAUGAAGAAGGGAGUGUUAAUGUUGGUGUUGUUAUUAGGAUCACACAGAACGGCCUCACUUACGAUUAUGCCGAUCUGAACGCAACUGCUGUCAUUCAAGAGAGUGGAUUGAAUAUAACGGUCCAUACUAUUUUGGUAAAUGUAGAUGGAAGAGUAGAGUGUCGCGACAAAGAUGAAAGAUAUGUUCAGUACUGUGGGAUAACGAUGACGAUCACCGGUUCAGGAUAUUUUCUAGGGUACAUAGGGAAAACUGACCAAGGUAGAUUUAAUGUGUGGGUGAAAAAGGAUAAGGGAAGUUGCUCCAUUCCUCCACCAAAUCUUAGGAUCAGAUACACAGACUGUGAAAAACCUAGAGAUUCCAUAUGUGCAACAAAUUCGUCGGAACUCGAAGAAAAAUUUAUAAAGGAACAACUUAAUGAGGACAAGGGUGAUAUAUUGUGGUUUCCUGCUUUGGAGAGUUGCAGUUACUGUUGUAAAAAUGGCACAAUCAAUUAUACUCUUCAUAAUGAUUCAUCAAAAAUGGCGUACGUAUGGAUUUCUAAAGAUGUGGUUCAACAAUUGUUCGAAGGUGUUCAAAGUCAUGGAAUGCUUCGCUUUAAUAUUAUUCCCGAGAUGAACGCUAUUGUCAUAGGAAGUGACGGCAGCUACAAUGGAACUGUACAUUAG
Messenger RNA from Saccostrea echinata, 1686 nucleotides. RefSeq lists its product as uncharacterized. Gene Ontology annotation, molecular function: lipid binding. NCBI's taxonomy places the organism in Eukaryota, Metazoa, Mollusca, Bivalvia, Ostreida, Ostreidae. The coding region runs from base 1 to 1686 and encodes 561 amino acids. The transcript is spliced from 16 exons. The record is from RefSeq and is a predicted model, not a curated record.